Daphnia pulicaria is the source of this 630-nucleotide messenger RNA. RefSeq lists its product as uncharacterized. Lineage: Eukaryota; Metazoa; Arthropoda; Branchiopoda; Diplostraca; Daphniidae. The record is from RefSeq and is a predicted model, not a curated record. The transcript is spliced from 2 exons. The coding region runs from base 95 to 457 and encodes 120 amino acids.
AACAUUUCCAUCCGAAUGUUCAUCCAAGAAACAUUUCAACACUUUUAAUUAUUUGCUGCCAAUCGUCUUCUGUUCUUUAAAUCUGCAACAUAAAAUGAUGAAGGUCUCAUCGUCUGUUUUGUCGAUUUUUCUCCUCAUUUCGGCCGUGGCGAUGACGACCGUGCCCGCUGUUGGCUCGAAGGUGGGCGGCAGCGGCGGCAACGGCGGCAACGUAUUGACUGUUAGCUGGGGAAACAAUUGUGAAUAUCUUAUUGACGAUUACCUCGAUGUGUUACCCAGUACAAGUGUUGAGCAUUGCGGAGGAGAUUGCAUGGCCAAUCCUGCAUGCACUUACUUCUCUCAUGCGGAAGGAGUUUGCCGCAUGUAUAACCAUCCCAACGGAUUCCCUAAUAUCAACAACAAGGCACCAGGAUGGACUUGUGGUUACAUUUACCAGCGUAUUACUCUGCGCCGAUAAGCAGGUGAUCUGAGUUGAUCUAUAGCGCAUGCAAAACCUCGGAAAAUAUGGACACAAUAAUGUAAUAUAUGCAAUUGAUUCCCUCGAUAACAGCAAAAAAAUAAAUUGGAAUAAUAGUUGACAUGUUCGACAGCAUCAAAACUGCUGGCCAAUAUAUUUUCAUUGGAGUUCAA